Molecule: messenger RNA, 399 nt
Organism: Coccidioides immitis RS
Lineage: Eukaryota; Fungi; Ascomycota; Eurotiomycetes; Onygenales; Onygenaceae
Exons: 2
Coding region: 1-399 (132 amino acids)
Source: RefSeq, a predicted model, not a curated record
AUGCCCUUUAGCUUUCCCCCCAGCCCAUCCUCCAGCAACUCCCCUAUCCCCCGAAACUUCAGCCCCCAAAAGAACUUCUCCCGCUGUCUCAUGACCAUAUCCAUUGGCACCGCACUCGCCCCCGUAAUAUUCCAUUCGUCCAUCGCGCAUUCGGAGCUCCAGGGAAUUGUUCGAACAACCGAAGACCUUCUUCUUAUGCGAGCACUCCAAAUUGAAAGACGAGAUGAGGAUAUCGUGGAGGCAGCACACGAUCAGCUCCGAAUGCGCGCUAGGAAUAAGGAAUACUUUGAUUACACCUAUAAUAUUCGGACUAACCCUCUUCAACCUGGAGACCUUGUCUUGCUUCACAAUACCAAGGGAGAAUGGGAUGUGUCUAGGAGCAACACCCUGCGCUUUUGA